Messenger RNA from Lemur catta (Ring-tailed lemur), 16049 nucleotides. RefSeq names its product KIAA1109 ortholog (gene BLTP1). The transcript has 87 exons. Lineage: Eukaryota; Metazoa; Chordata; Mammalia; Primates; Lemuridae. The record is from RefSeq and is a predicted model, not a curated record. Gene Ontology annotation, biological process: synaptic vesicle endocytosis. Bases 305 to 15535 code for a protein of 5076 amino acids.
CGGGCCCGGGCGGCGCGGGUAGAGGGUGUGGGCGCCGGCAGAGCUCCGCAGGCCGCAUCUAGCUUGUUGCUGCUGCUGCCGUCGCCGCCGCCGCCGCCGCCCCCCCUGCCCAAGGCCCUAGGCGUUCCCCGGAGGGGCCAAGUGGUUCCUGGCUGCCUCGGCACUCUCCAGGUGUGUUAAGAUGAAACACUGCAGAAGGGCCUUCUGAAGAUAAGGAGAAGGAAAAAUAGAACGUUGCAGACUGUGGGAAAAAAACCUUGGGUCUUUAGAAGCUAACAGAAGCUGUCCUGGAAAAACAUUAGUAAUGGAUCAAAGGAAGAAUGACAGUAUUGUCCCCAGUAUCACUCAAUUAGAAGAUUUUCUUACAGAACACAAUUCCAAUGUUGUUUGGCUCCUUGUUGCUACCAUUUUGUCCUGUGGAUGGAUUAUUUAUCUCACAUAUUAUAAUUCUCGGAAUGUUGGUCUUAUUUUAACACUGGUUCUUAACAGAUUAUACAAGCAUGGCUAUAUCCAUAUUGGUUCCUUCUCUUUCUCUGUUCUUUCUGGAAAAGUCAUGGUUCGUGAAAUCUAUUACAUUACAGAAGACAUGUCUAUCAGAAUUCAAGAUGGAUUUAUCAUUUUUCGGUGGUGGAAAAUGUAUAACCCAAAGCAGAAGCAACAUGAUCCAAAGGCGGAAACCAGGUUAUACAUCACAGUCAAUGACUUUGAGUUUCAUGUAUAUAAUCGUUCGGAUCUUUAUGGACGCCUUCAAGAAUUGUUUGGUUUGGAGCCAACAAUAAUUCCACCCAAGAAAGAGGAUGAUAAAACACGGGAAAAUGGAAGAACAAGAACCCAGUCCAAAAUUGAAAGAGUUAAAGUAAAAACAGAAUCUCAAGACCCCACAUCUUCAUGGAGAUCACUUAUUCCAGUCAUAAAGGUCAAUGUGAGCACAGGACGUUUGGCUUUUGGGAAUCAUUACCAACCUCAAACUCUGUGCAUCAACUUUGAUGAUGCUUUCUUAACUUACACUACCAAACCACCUUCAAGUCAUCUUGACCAAUUUAUGCAUAUUGUGAAAGGAAAACUUGAAAAUGUUCGAGUCAUGCUUGUUCCUAGUCCAAGAUAUGUUGGUCUUCAAAAUGAUGAACCACCAAGAUUAAUGGGAGAAGGUUUUGUGGUGAUGCAGUCAAAUGAUGUUGACAUCUACUACUACAUGGAUGAGCCAGGACUUGUUCCAGAAGAAACAGAAGAAAAUAUUGAAGGAGAAAUGAGCAGUGAGGAUUGCAAAUUACAAGACUUGCCUCCAUGUUGGGGACUGGAUAUAGUUUGUGGUAAAGGAACAGAUUUUAAUUAUGGACCGUGGGCCGAUAGGCAGAGAGAUUGUUUAUGGAAGUUUUUCUUUCCACCUGAUUAUCAAGUUCUGAAAGUUUCUGAAAUUGCACAGCCUGGGAGACCAAGACAGAUCCUUGCCUUUGAACUACGAAUGAAUAUUAUUGCAGAUGCUACAAUUGACUUGCUGUUUACCAAAAAUAGGGAAACAAAUGCUGUACAUGUAAAUGUAGGAGCUGGCUCAUAUUUAGAAAUUAAUAUUCCAAUGACAGUUGAAGAAAAUGGUUACACCCCUGCAAUUAAAGGACAGCUCUUACAUGUUGAUGCCACUACCAGCAUGCAAUAUCGGACCCUUUUAGAAGCAGAAAUGUUAGCAUUCCACAUCAAUGCCAGCUACCCCCGAAUAUGGAACAUGCCACAGACAUGGCAGUGUGAAUUAGAGGUUUAUAAAGCCACCUACCAUUUCAUCUUUGCACAGAAGAACUUCUUUACAGAUUUAAUUCAAGACUGGUCUAGUGAUAGUGCUCCAGACAUUUUUUCAUUCGUUCCAUAUACAUGGAAUUUUAAAAUCAUGUUUCAUCAAUUUGAAAUGAUAUGGGCUGCUAAUCAACAUAAUUGGAUUGACUGUUCCACUAAACAACAGGAAAAUGUAUAUCUGGCUGCCUGUGGGGAAACAUUAAACAUUGAUUUUUCUUUGCCCUUUACGGACUUUGUUCCAGCUACAUGUAAUACCAGGUUCUCUUUAAGAGGAGAAGAUGUUGAUCUUCAUUUGUUUCUACCAGAUUGCCACCCUAGUAAGUAUUCCUUAUUUAUGCUGGUAAAGAAUUGCCACCCAAAUAAGAUGAUUCACGAUGCUGGUAUUCCUGCUGAGUGUCAAAGUGGCCAGAAAACAGUUAAACCAAAAUGGCGCAACAUUACCCAGGAAAAGGCUGGUUGGGUUGAAUGCUGGACUGUCCCGAGUGUCAUGCUUACAAUUGAUUAUACAUGGCAUCCAAUUUAUCCACAAAAAGCAGAUGAACAGCUGAAACAAUCAUUGUCAGAAAUGGAAGAAACAAUGCUAUCUGUAUUAAGGCCAUCCCAGAAAACAUCAGACAGAGUUGUUUCUUCUCCCUCCACUUCUUCACGCCCACCUAUUGAUCCUUCAGAACUUCCACCAGAUAAACUUCAUGUAGAAAUGGAACUUUCCCCAGAUUCUCAGAUAACUCUCUAUGGACCUCUAUUGAAUGCCUUUUUGUGUAUAAAGGAAAACUACUUUGGAGAAGAUGACAUGUAUAUGGAUUUUGAAGAGGUUAUUUCAAGUCCUGUUCUGUCAUUGUCAACAUCAUCCAGCUCUGGGUGGACUGCUGUUGGAAUGGAAAAUGACAAAAAGGAAAAUGAAAGUUCAGCCAAGUCAAUUCAUCCACUUACCUUGCGUCCUUGGGAUAUUACUGUACUUGUUAAUUUGUACAAAGUUCAUGGGCGUCUUCCUGUUCAUGGAACUACUGAUGGUCCUGAAUGCCCUACAGCAUUCUUGGAAAGACUAUGUUUUGAAAUGAAAAAAGGAUUUAGGGAGACCAUGCUCCAACUUAUCCUGUCACCGCUGAAUGUGUUUGUCAGUGAUAACUAUCAGCAGCGACCCCCUGUGGAUGAAGUUCUCAGGGAAGGUCACAUCAAUUUGUCAGGUCUCCAGCUGAGAGCACAUGCUAUGUUCUCAGCAGAAGGUCUUCCUUUAGGAAGCGAUUCCCUAGAAUAUGCAUGGCUAAUUGAUGUGCAGGCUGGAAGCCUCACAGCUAAGGUCACAACACCACAGCUGGCAUGCCUCUUGGAGUGGGGACAGACAUUUGUUUUUCAUGUGGUAUGUCGGGAGUAUGAACUGGAAAGACCAAAAUCAGUAAUAAUUUGUCAGCAUGGAAUUGAUCGUCGGUUCUGUGAAUCCAAGUUGAGUUGCAUUCCUGGGCCUUGUCCAACUUCAGAUGAUCUGAAAUAUACAAUGACUCGUUUAGCAGUAGAUGGAGCUGAUAUUUAUAUUGUGGAGCAUGGUUGUGCUACAAAUAUAAAGAUGGGCGCAGUUCGGGUUGCAAACUGUAAUCUCCAUAAUCAAUCUGUUGGGGAAGGAAUAAGUGCUGCAAUUCAGGAUUUUCAAGUGAGACAGUACAUUGAGCAAUUAAAUAAUUGCAGAGUUGGACUUCAGCCGGCAGUGCUGCGAAGGGCCUAUUGGCUUGAAGCUGGGUCAGCCAAUUUAGGACUCAUUACCGUUGAUAUUGCAUUAGCUGCUGAUCAUCAUUCUAAACAUGAGGCACAAAGACAUUUCUUAGAAACUCAUGAUGCCAGAACUAAGAGAUUGUGGUUUUUGUGGCCAGAUGAUACCCUGAAGAAUAAGAGGUGUAGAAACAAGUGUGGUUGUCUUGGUGGUUGCAAAUUCUUUGGUGGCACAGUAACUGGCCUAGAUUUCUUCAAACUUGAGGAGUUGACGCCUUCCAGUAGCUCUGCAUUUUCCAGCACGAGUGCAGAGUCUGAUAUGUAUUAUGGACAGUCUCUGCUACAGCCUGGUGAAUGGAUUAUUACUAAAGAAAUUCCCAAAAUUAUAGAUGGUAAUGUGAAUGGCAUGAAGAGGAAAGAAUGGGAAAACAAACCAGUGGGAAUAGAAGUAGAGAGAAAAACUCAACACCUUAGUCUUCAAGUACCAUUACGAUCUCAUAGCUCAUCGUCUUCUUCAGAAGAGAAUAGUAGUUCUAGUGCUGCACAACCUUUAUUGGCUGGUGAAAAGGAAAGUCCCUCUUCUGUUGCUGAUGACCAUUUGGUUCAAAAAGAAUUCUUGCAUGGUACAAAAAGAGAUGAUUGUCAAGUAAGUGUUCCUACAGAAAUUUCAGGAAACAGCCCUGUGUCUCCUAAUACUCAGGACAAAUCAGUAGGUCAGUCUCCUCUUAGAUCUCCUUUGAAACGACAAGCCUCUGUCUGUUCCACCCGACUUGGAAGUACUAAGAGUCUUACUGCUGCUUUCUAUGGGGACAAGCAGCCUGUUACAGUUGGAGUCCAGUUUAGUAGUGAUGUGUCUCGAAGUGAUGAGAAUGUACUGGAUUCACCGAAGCAGAGGAGAAGUUUUGGUUCAUUCCCAUAUACACCAUCAGCAGACUCUAAUUCAUUUCAUCAAUAUCGAUCAAUGGAUUCCAGCAUGUCAAUGGCUGAUAGUGAAGCCUACUUUUCUGCAGCUGAGGAAUUUGAGCCCAUUAGCAGUGAUGAAGGCCCUGGAACUUAUCCGGGUAGAAAAAAGAAGAAAAAGCAAACCCAGCAGAUUGACUACAGUAGGGGUUCCAUAUAUCACAGUGUAGAAGGACCACUUAUUGGCCACGGAGAAAGCAUUCAGGAUUCCCGAACUCUGCCAUUCAAAACUCAUCCUUCCCAGGCUUCAUUUGUUUCUGCAUUAGGUGGAGAAGAUGAUGUUAUAGAACAUUUAUAUAUUGUAGAAGGUGAGAAAACAGUAGAGAGUGAACAGAUUACUUCUCAGCAACCUGUGAUGAAUUGUUAUCAGACUUACCUUACUCAGUUCCAGGUAAUUAAUUGGUCAGUUAAGCAUCCAACCAACAAAAGAACCUCUAAGUCCUCAUUGCAUCGUCCCCUUGAUCUGGAUACACCAACCAGUGAAGAAAGUUCAUCAUCAUUUGAACAGCUUUCUGUUCCAACUUUUAAGGUUAUCAAACAGGGACUUACAGCUAAUUCUUUGCUAGACAGAGGCAUGCAACUUUCAGGAUCAACUUCAAAUACACCGUAUACUCCACUGGAUAAGAAAGUCGUUGAUAACACAGAUGAUGAAACAUUAACAGAAGAGUGGACCCUGGAUCAACCAGUCUCCCAGACCAGGACAACAGCCAUAGUUGAAGUAAAAGGAACCGUUGAUAUUGUUCUGACUCCCCUGGUUGCUGAAGCUUUGGACAGAUACAUUGAAGCAAUGGUUCAUUGUGCUAGUACCCGACAUCCAGCUGCAAUUGUAGAUGGUCUUCAUGCAAAAGUCCUUAGGGAAGCUGUCCAAAAUAGCAAGACCACCUUUUCGGAAAAUUUAUCUUCCAAACAAGAUGUUCGAGGAACAAAAACUGAGCACCCUAUAAUAGGAACAACUAACCAAGGACAAGCACAGACAAAUCUUAUAAUGAAGCAAGAUAAUGUAACAAUUAAAGGUCUUCAGACUAAUGUUAGCAUACCAAAGGUAAACUUAUGUUUGUUACAAGCCUCAGUGGAAGAAUCUCCAACUACAGCUCCUAGUAGGAGUGUGACUCAUGUUUCCCUAGUGGCAUUGUGUUUUGACAGAAUUGCUACACAAGUUCGUAUGAACAGAGGUGUGGUUGAAGAGACUUCAAACAAUGCAGAACCUGGUAGAACAUCAAAUUUUGAUAGGUAUGUUCAUACCACUAAGAUGCAACCUCAGUCAUCUGGAUCUCUCAGAUCAAAUGCUGGAGCAGAAAAAGGCAAAGAAAUUGCAGCCAAGUUAAACAUUCAUCGAGUUCAUGGACAACUUAGGGGUCUUGACACAACAGACAUUGGGACCUGUGCCAUCACUGCUAUUCCUUUUGAGAAGUCCAAAGUUUUAUUUACUCUAGAGGAGUUGGAUGAAUUUACUUUUGUGGAUGAAACUGAUCAGCAAGCUGUUCCAGAUGUAACUCGAAUAGGUCCUAGCCAAGAAAAAUGGGGUUGGAUAAUGUUUGAAUGUGGACUUGAAAAUUUAACCAUAAAAGGAGGAAGACAGUCUGGUGCUGUUUUAUAUAAUAGUUUUGGAAUUAUGGGUAAAGCUAAUGUCACAGAAAGGGGUGGAGUGCUGACAUCCAAUAAUUCUUCUGAUUCUCCAACUGGCAGUGGCUAUAAUACUGAUGUCUCUGAUGACAAUCUUCCAUGUGACCGGACAAGCCCUUCUUCAGACUUAAAUGGAAAUUCAGUUUCAGAUGAACAAGAUGAAGGAGUUGAAUCUGAUGAUUUGAAAAAAGAUCUGCCUCUAAUGCCUCCACCUCCAGAUUCAUGUAGCAUGAAAUUGACCAUUAAGGAAAUUUGGUUUAGUUUUGCAGCUCCCACCAAUGUUAGAUCUGCAACGCAUGCAUUUUCUAGGCAGCUGAACCUUUUAAGUACAGCAACUCCAGCUGUUGGUGCCUGGCUUGUUCCCAUUGAUCAACUCAAGUCAUCCUUAAACAAGUUAGAAACUGAAGGAACCUUGAGAAUUUGUGCUGUUAUGGGAUGCAUAAUGACAGAAGCAUUAGAGAAUAAAAGUGUACAUUUUCCCCUAAGAAGUAAAUACAACAGACUUACAAAAGUUGCCCGCUUUCUCCAAGAAAAUCCUUCAUGUUUGCUGUGUAAUAUACUGCAUCACUACCUGCACCAGGCAAAUUACUCUGUCAUUGAUGAUGCUACAAUGAGUGAUGGACUUCCUGCUUUGGUAACAUUAAAGAAAGGUUUAGUUGCACUGGCAAGGCAGUGGAUGAAGUUCAUUGUGGUGACACCAGCCUUUAAAGGAGUUAGCUUACAUAGACCAGCUCAGCCCCUGAAACCUCAAGUAGCUAUGGACCAUGAACAUGAAGACAGACUGGGGCUGGACAAUGGGGGUGGUCUUCAAAGUGAUACCAGUGCUGAUGGAGCAGAAUUUGAAUUUGAUGCAGCCACUGUCAGUGAACAUACAAUGCUACUAGAAGGAACAGCUAACCGGCCUCCACCUGGUAGCUCUGGACCUGUAACUGGAGCUGAGAUAAUGAGGAAGCUUUCUAAAACACAUACCCAUAGUGACUCUGCAUUAAAAAUAAAGGGCAUUCACCCAUAUCAUUCUCUGAGCUAUACCAGUGGAGACACUGCCACAGAUUCUCCAGUGCACGUUGGACGUAGUGGGAUGCCAGUAAAGGAAAGUCCAAGGAAGGAGAGCCUACUCAGCUACCUGACUGGAAGCUUCCCAAGCUUGCACAACCUCCUGGAAGGGACUCCUCAGAGAAGUAGCGCAGCUGUGAAAAGUAGCUCUCUAACAAGAACAGGAAAUACAGUAGCCACUGAUAUGCUAUCUGAACAUCCCUUGCUAUCUGAGCCAUCAUCUGUGAGUUUCUAUAAUUGGAUGUCAAAUGCUGUGGGUAAUCGAGGAAGUGUGGUACAAGAAUCUCCUGUUACAAAAUCAGGACACAAUAGUCUUCCAACAGGUGUUGCACCCAAUCUUCCUACAAUACCGUCAGCCUCAGAUUUCAACACUGUCUUAUCUAGUGACCAGAAUACUUUGGAUGGGACACAUUCUCAGCAUAGCACUAGUCAGGAUGAUGUAGCAGGUGUAGAAGAAGCAAACCAAGGGUUUCCUGCUGUUCAGCUUGCUGAUGCACAGGUUGUCUUCAAACCUCUUCUGAGUCAUACAGGGAUCCAGUCACAGGAUACAGUGCCACUCUGCUACCGAAUGUACUUUGGAGAACACCUUUCAUUUUCAGGGACUUUGGACUGCCUCAGAGCAGAUAUUGUGGACUCAGACACAGCCAAAGAAAGAAAAGGCAAAAGAGCAAGAAGGCAAGGCCAUGUGAAUCUUCCUCCACUUGAGUUCAAACCAGCAUUAAUGUUGGAAACCUUUAGCAUCAGUGCUGUUGUAAUGGAAAAGUCAGUGUGCACCCCUCAGAACUCUACCAGUGCCCUUUCUUUUCAUGAUCUUAACAAGCGUUAUUACAAUACCUUUCACUGCAACUUUACAAUUUCCUGUCAGUCAAUAAGCCAACAUGUAGAUAUGGCUUUGGUUCGUCUUAUUCAUCAGUUUAGCACAAUGAUAGAUGACAUCAAAGCGACUCAGACUGACAUUAAACUUAGCAGAUAUACAGCUGGAUCUGCUUCCCCAACACCUACCUUCAAAACCAGAAAACAUCGGGAUUUUCGUUCAUCUGACUUCAGCCGCAGUUCUAGAGGAAGUCUUAAUGGUGGCAAUAGAGUAAAUAAUGCAAAGAACAAACGGACCAACAAUGAAAAUAACAAAAAGGAAUCUCGAAACAAAAAUUCAUUAGGAAGAUCUGAAAGAAGAACUUCAAAAGUGUCUAGGAAAGGUUCCAAAGAUGUGGUGGAUCACAUGACUAUUCAUAUGGAUGACUCGGAUUCAAUUACAGUAUCAGAACAAAGUGAGCCUUCAGCUGAGUGCUGGCAGAAUAUGUAUAAAUUGCUGAACUUCUAUUCACUUAUUUCUGAUCCAACAGGAAUAUUGGAAAAAUCUUCAGAAACAUUUGGACCAACAGGAGUUCGGAGCCCUACAGAGCCAACAUGUAAAGUCGUGUUUGAGAAUGAACAAGACAACAACAGUUUGACUAAGACACAGAGGAAACGUAGCUUGGUAACUGCUGAACCUCAGCAUGUUACUCUAAUAGUGUUUGGGAUUGGCAUGGUGAACCGUACUCACUUAGAGGCAGAUAUUGGUGGACUAACAAUGGAAUCAGAACUGAAGAGGAUCCAUGGCAGUUUUACUCUUAAGGAAAAAAUGAAAGAUGUUUUACAUCAAAAGAUGACUGAGACAUGUGCCACUGCUCAUAUUGGUGGGGUUAAUAUUGUGCUGCUUGAGGGGAUUACACCAAAUAUACAAACCGUAGUGAAAUGUAGUAUUGCCAAAUCCCAAGCCCUCUAUAGUGCCCAGAGAGGGUUGAAGACAAACAAUGCUGCUGUGUUCAAAGUAGGAGCUAUCAGCAUCAACAUUCCUCAGCACCCUGCCACCUUACACAGCAUGAUGGUUCGAAGUUCCCACCAACUGUCUAAACAAAUCUCAGACCUCAUCAGACAACCUUCUACAGCCCCUCAGCCUGUAAAAGAAGAUAUUGCAACGCCACUGCCUUCUGAAAAAACCCCAACAAGUGUUAAUCAAACUCCUGUUGAAACAAAUGAAUUUCCUCAGCUGCCAGAAGGCUUAGAAAAAAAGCCUAUUGUUCUUAAAUUCAGUGCCAUGUUAGAUGGUAUAGCCAUUGGAGCAGCACUUUUACCAUCUCUGAAAGCAGAAUACAAGAUGGGAAGAAUGAGAAGUCAUGGAAUGACAGGUGCACAGACAAGAUUUACAUUUGAGCUGCCAAAUCACAGACUACGUUUUACUUCAAAAGUUUCUGCCACAGAUAUGUCAACCAUUCCUCCUUCUGCCAGUCUUAACCUUCCUCCUGUUACUAUGUCAGGGAAAUAUAUAAUGGAAGAACAUGACAGUUAUUCAGAUCAAGUGUGGAGUAUAGACGAACUGCCGUCUAAACAAGGUUACUAUUUACAGGGAAAUUAUCUCCGUUGUGUGGCGGAAGUUGGUUCCUUUGAACAUAAUCUCACAACCGAUCUUCUAAACCACUUGGUAUUUGUACAGAAAGUGUUCAUGAAGGAAGUCAAUGAAGUAAUACAAAAAGUUUCUGGUGGGGAGCAGCCUAUUCCUCUCUGGAAUGAACAUGAUGGAACAGCAGAUGGAGAUAAGCCUAAAAUUCUCCUCUAUUCCCUAAACUUGCAGUUUAAGGGUAUUCAAGUAACGGCCACUACUCCAUCAAUGAGAGCUGUGAGAUUUGAAACUGGAUUGAUUGAACUGGAACUUUCUAACCGACUUCAAACCAAAGCUUCGCCAGGAAGUAGUAGCUAUCUGAAACUAUUUGGUAAAUGCCAAGUGGAUUUAAAUCUGGCUUUAGGGCAAAUUGUCAAACAUCAAGUUUAUGAGGAAGCUGGUUCUGAUUUUCAUCAAGUUGCCUAUUUUAAAACCAGAAUUGGAUUAAGAAAUGCCCUUCGGGAGGAAAUCAGUGGUUCUUCAGAUAGGGAAGCCGUGCUUAUUACUUUGAAUAGACCAAUUGUUUAUGCACAGCCUGUGGCCUUUGAUAGAGCUGUGCUGUUUUGGCUGAAUUAUAAGGCUGCCUAUGACAAUUGGAAUGAACAACGAAUGGCUUUACAUAAGGAUAUUCAUAUGGCUACAAAGGAAGUAGUAGAUAUGCUACCAGGUAUCCAGCAAACAUCAGCCCAGGCCUUUGGGACUCUUUUCCUCCAGCUCACUGUCAAUGAUCUGGGAAUUUGCCUACCUAUCACAAAUACUGCACAGUCUAAUCACACUGGAGACCUUGACACUGGUUCUGCUUUAGUAUUGACCAUUGAAAGUACUCUCAUCACUGCUUGCUCUUCAGAGUCUCUGGUUAGCAAAGGGCAUUUCAAAAAUUUUUGUAUCCGGUUUGCUGAUGGCUUUGAGACAUCGUGGGAUGACUGGAAACCAGAAAUUCGUGGAGAUUUAGUGAUGAAUGCCUGUGUAGUUCCAGAUGGCACCUAUGAAGUAUGUUCACGGACUACAGGGCAAGCAGCAGCUGAAAGUAGUAGUGCUGGAACCUGGACACUCAAUGUAUUGUGGAAAAUGUGUGGGAUUGACGUCCACAUGGAUCCUAACAUUGGCAAAAGGCUAAAUGCUCUGGGCAAUACCCUUACAACACUAACAGGAGAGGAGGACAUAGAUGACAUUGCUGACUUAAAUUCAGUGAACAUAGCUGACCUGUCAGAUGAGGAUGAAGUUGAUACUAUGUCUCCCACUAUCCAUACUAAUUCAGAUGGAAAUUCAGUAAGUGGAGAUGGCCACAAGCUCACCUUUGGGCAGCGACUUGUAAAUCACCUACUAGGCCUGACGCCCCCAAAUCAGCGCUAUUCUGUUCCUGCAGAGUAUCUGUGUGACUCAGAGAUGUGGGGCUCCCCUCAGUCUAGCCAGUCCCAUUUGAAAGCAUGCAGAGCACACUCAUGGGGACACGAAGCUGUAGAUUAUCGAAGACAAGGAGCAUCUUCUAGCCAGCCAGGAGAACUUAGAGGAAGAAAAAUUAUGAAACGCAUAGUGGAUAUCAGAGAACUGAAUGAACAGGCCAAAGUAAUAGAUGAUCUUAAAAAAUUAGGUGCAAGUGAAGGAACCAUAAACCAGGAAAUUCAACGUUACCAACAGUUAGAAUCUGUGGCUGUGAAUGACAUUCGUAGAGAUGUUCGUAAAAAAUUACGGAGAUCCAGUAUGCGAGCUGCUUCACUAAAGGAUAAGUGGGGUUUGGGUUACAAACCAAGUUAUAGCCGAUCAAAAACCAUUUCUGCUUCUGGAAGACCACCUCUUAAACGAAUGGAAAGAGCAAGUUCUCGAGUAGGAGAAACUGAAGAGCUCCCAGAAAUCCGUGUGGAUGCAGCAUCUCCUGGACCCAGAGUAACUUUUAAUAUCCAGGACACAUUGAAAAAUACAGUAUGGGGAAGUACACCACAAUCCAGCUGUCCUGGGGAAGGGUAUUUUCAGUUUCCGGAGGAGACAGAACUGGACCUUUUGUCAGUAACCAUUGAAGGUCCAUCCCAUUACUCAUCAAAUAGUGAAGGAUCAUGUUCCGUGUUCAGUUCUCCCAAAACUCCAGGAGGCUUUUCACCAGGCAUUCCUUUCCAACCUGAAGAGGGCAGACGGGAUGACAGUUUGUCUUCUUCAAGUGAAGAUUCUGAGAAGGAUGAAAAGGAUGAAGACCAUGAGAGGGAAAGGUUUUAUAUUUACAGGAAACCCUCACAUAACUCUCGUAAAAAAGCAACAGGUUUUGCUGCUGUUCAUCAGCUAUUUACAGAACGCUGGCCAACAACACCAGUCAACCGAAGUCUGACUGGCACAGCUACAGAGAGAAAUAUUGACUUUGAACUUGAUAUACGGGUUGAAAUUGAUAGUGGAAAAUGUGUACUCCACCCAACCACCCUUCUACAGGAACAUGAUGAUAUAAGUUUGAGAAGGAGUUAUGAUCGGAGUUCCAGGAGCUUAGACCAAGAUUCUCCUUCAAAAAAGAAGAAGUUCCAAACAAAUUAUGCUUCUACCACACAUUUAAUGACUGGCAAAAAAGUGCCAUCAUCUCUACAGACAAAGCCUAGUGACUUAGAAACAACAGUAUUUUAUAUUCCUGGAGUUGAUGUAAAGUUGCAUUACAAUUCCAAGACACUAAAGACGGAAUCACCUAAUGCCUCCAGGGGAUCUUCCUUGCCAAGAACACUCUCCAAAGAGUCCAAGCUGUAUGGUAUGAAAGAUAGUGCAACAUCUCCUCCUUCUCCUCCUUUACCUUGCACUGUCCAGAGCAAGACUAACACCUUACUUCCUCCCCAGCCCCCACCUAUUCCCUCAGCCAAAGGAAAAGGAAGUGGAGGAGUAAAAACAGCCAAGUUAUAUGCCUGGGUAGCACUUCAGUCAUUGCCAGAAGAAAUGGUUAUUAGUCCCUGCCUAUUAGACUUUCUGGAAAAGGCUCUGGAAACUAUCCCAAUUACACCAAUUGAAAGGAAUUAUACAGGUGUCAGCUCACAAGAUGAAGAUAUGGGACAUUUUGAAAUACCGGAUCCAAUGGAAGAAUCAACAACAUCACUAGUAUCAUCUUCAACAUCUGCUUACUCUUCCUUCCCUGUAGAUGUUGUGGUUUAUGUACGAGUUCAGCCCUCACAGAUCAAGUUUAGCUGUUUACCAGUAUCAAGAGUAGAAUGCAUGCUAAAGCUGCCAUCCCUGGACUUGGUGUUUUCUUCAAACCGAGGAGAACUGGAGACUUUAGGGAGUACAUAUCCUGCAGAGACUUCAUCCCCUGGAGGUAAUGCUACUCAGAGUGGAACAAAGACAUCUGCUAGCAAAACCGGAAUACCAGGUUCGUCAGGAUUAGGCAGCCCCCUUGGCAGAAGUCGACAUAGUAGUAGUCAGUCAGAUCUGACUGGUUCCAGCAGUAGUUCCUCUGGCUUGAGCUUCACUGCAUGCAUGUCUGACUUUUCCCUUUAUGUAUUUCAUCCGUAUGGAGCAGGAAAACAAAAAACCGCUGUUUCUGGCCUUACAUCUGGAUCAGGAGGAUUAGGGAAUGUGGAUGAGGAACCCACUUCAGUCACCGGUCGAAAAGAUUCACUCAGCAUAAACCUUGAAUUUGUAAAAGUGAGUCUGUCUCGGAUAAGGCGUUCAGGAGGUGCCUCAUUUUUUGAAAGUCCAUCUGUAAGCAAGACUGCAAGCAAAAUGGAUACUACAUUAAUAAAUAUAUCUGCUGUCUGUGAUAUAGGGUCUGCCUCCUUUAAAUAUGAUAUGCGUCGACUCAGUGAAAUUCUGGCAUUUCCAAGAGCGUGGUAUAGGAGAAGUAUUGCAAGACGUCUGUUCCUUGGAGACCAAACUAUAAAUUUGCCAACAUCUGGUCCAGGGACACCUGAUUCCAUUGAAGGGGUAAGCCAGCAUCUUUCCCCUGAAUCGUCAAGAAAAGCUUACUGCAAGACCUGGGAGCAGCCAAGUCAGUCAGCCUCCUUCACUCACAUGCCUCAGUCACCUAAUGUGUUCAAUGAGCAUAUGACAAACAGCACCAUGUCACCAGGGACAGCAGCACAGAGCCUAAAAUCUCCAGCUUCCAUAAGAUCGAGAAGUGUAUCUGAUUCGUCAGUUCCUCGAAGAGAUUCACUUUCAAAAACAUCAACUCCUUUUAACAAAUCAAACAAAGCAGCAAGCCAACAAGGGACCCCAUGGGAAACACUUGUCGUUUUUGCUAUCAACUUGAAGCAAUUAAACGUUCAAAUGAAUAUGAGUAAUGUAAUGGGCAAUACAACUUGGACAACUAGUGGUUUGAAGAGCCAGGGCCGUCUCUCAGUAGGAAGUAACCGUGAUCGAGAGAUUAGCAUGUCUGUUGGUCUGGGAAGAUCACAAUUAGAUUCAAAAGGAGGAGUAGUUGGAGGGACCAUAGAUGUCAAUGCUUUGGAGAUGGUUGCUCACAUUUCUGAACAUCCAAAUCAGCAACCCAAUCACAAAAUUCAGAUUACUAUGGGUUCUACUGAAGCUCGUGUUGAUUACAUGGGCUCAAGUAUCCUUAUGGGUAUCUUCAGUAAUGCUGAUCUUAAGCUUCAGGAUGAAUGGAAAGUAAACCUGUAUAAUACAUUGGAUUCAAGCAUAACUGAUAAAAGUGAGAUUUUUGUCCAUGGAGAUUUGAAGUGGGAUAUUUUCCAAGUCAUGAUAUCAAGAUCAACCACGCCAGACCUGAUAAAAAUAGGAAUGAAGCUCCAGGAAUUUUUCACACAGCAGUUUGACACCAGCAAACGAGCUCUGUCUACCUGGGGACCAGUUCCAUAUCUUCCACCAAAGACAGUGACUAACAACCUAGAGAAAAGUUCACAAGAACAAUUGCUUGAUGCAGCUCAUCAUCGACAUUGGCCUGGAGUAUUGAAGGUGGUAUCAGGAUGCCACAUAUCCUUAUUUCAGAUUCCAUUACCAGAAGAUGGAAUGCAAUUUGGAGGAUCAAUGAGCUUACAUGGAAAUCAUAUGACACUGGCAUGUUUUCAUGGUCCAAAUUUCCGUUCAAAAUCCUGGGCCCUUUUUCAUUUAGAAGAACCAAAUAUUGCUUUUUGGACUGAAGCUCAGAAAAUCUGGGAAGAUGGCUCUAGUGAUCAUUCUACAUACAUUGUGCAAACACUAGAUUUUCAUCUGGGUCAUAACACCAUGGUUACCAAACCAUGUGGUGCUUUGGAAAGUCCUAUGGCGACAAUAACCAAGAUAACAAGGCGCCGCCAUGAAAAUCCACCCCAUGGAGUAGCAAGUGUGAAAGAAUGGUUCAAUUAUGUUACGGCCACAAGGAAUGAAGAGCUAAACCUACUUCGUAAUGUUGAUGCUAAUAACACAGAGAAUAGCACUACUGUGAAGAAUGCUAGUUUACUGAGUGGAUUCAGAGGAGGUUCUAGCUACAAUCAUGAAACAGAGACUAUCUUUGCAUUACCAAGGAUGCAGCUUGACUUUAAAUCCAUUCAUGUUCAAGAACCACAGGAACCUUCAUUACAGGAUGCCAACUUGAAGCCAAAAGUAGAAUGUAGUGUGGUGACAGAGUUCACUGACCACAUUUGUGUGACUAUGGAUGCUGAGCUCAUCAUGUUUCUUCAUGAUUUAGUGUCAGCUUAUCUUAAAGAAAAAGAAAAAGCCAUUUUUCCACCUCGGAUUUUAUCUACUCGACCAGGACAGAAAAGUCCAAUUAUUAUACAUGAUGACAAUUCCUCUGACAAAGACAGAGAAGAUAGCAUCACUUAUACUACUGUGGACUGGAGAGAUUUUAUGUGCAAUACAUGGCAUCUAGAACCCACUCUUAGAUUAAUUUCUUGGACUGGAAGAAAGAUUGAUCCAGUAGGCGUUGAUUAUAUUCUUCAAAAAUUGGGCUUUCAUCAUGCCAGGACUACUAUUCCUAAAUGGCUUCAGAGAGGAGUCAUGGACCCACUGGACAAGGUUCUGUCAGUUCUUAUCAAAAAGCUCGGUACUGCACUACAGGAUGAAAAGGAAAAAAAAGGAAAAGACAAAGAAGAACACUAAAAGAGUAACUUGAUCUGUGAACAAAUUAUGAUUGUGUCCGUUAAGUUUUAUUACACUGGAGGGUUUUCUUAGUAUAAUAAUUUUAAAUAUAACUUUAAAAUAAUUCUAAUUUUGUGGCCAUUGUAAGUUUUUAAGUUAACCUGUUUAUUCUCAUUCCACCAUCCUAUAUCCUAUGUACAGUGAAGUACUGCAUGAUAAUGUAAAUUUUGUGAAAAACUAGAUUAAAAUAUAUAAAUCUGCUCUUUAGGGUUUAUAAUUAAUUGUAUUAUGUGCAAUAUGAUUCCUGCAUCUUUAAAGUAUUUGCAGAGUAACUGUGAAUUUUUUUGUUAUUGGCCAUAACUUUUAGAAAAAAAUCUUGUUGAUAAUGUGAUUUUUGGAGGGUCAUUAAUUGCUUUUUUUUAAUGUAGACUUGUAUAAAUACCUAUUUGUAUAUAAUUUGAGUAAUUGUGAUAUGAUUGUAUACCACUAAAAUAUUGUUUGUAACUAUUGUAAUAAAGUCACAAUAAUGGUUUCA